Messenger RNA from Acaromyces ingoldii, 1513 nucleotides. RefSeq names its product putative RPL3-60s ribosomal protein l3. NCBI's taxonomy places the organism in Eukaryota, Fungi, Basidiomycota, Exobasidiomycetes, Exobasidiales, Cryptobasidiaceae. The transcript is spliced from 2 exons. Bases 30 to 1208 code for a protein of 392 amino acids. Gene Ontology annotation, cellular component: ribosome; cytosolic large ribosomal subunit. The record is from RefSeq and is a predicted model, not a curated record. Gene Ontology annotation, biological process: ribosomal large subunit assembly; translation. Gene Ontology annotation, molecular function: structural constituent of ribosome; RNA binding.
AGACGACCGCCGACGACGACGACCUCAAGAUGUCUCACUGUAAGUUCGAGCACCCGCGACACGGUUCGCUGGGUUUCCUGCCCCGCAAGCGAGCGGCCAACCACCGAGGAAAGGUCAAGUCGUUCCCCAAGGAUGACCCCAAGAAGCCCGUCCACCUCACCGCCAUGAUGGGCUACAAGGCCGGCAUGACCCACAUUGUGCGCGACCUUGAGAGGCCCGGUUCGAAGAUGCACAAGAGGGAGAUUGUCGAGGCGUGCACCGUCAUCGAGACUCCCCCCAUGGUUGUCGUCGGUGUCGUUGGCUACGUUGAGACUCCCCACGGCCUGCGCAGCCUGACCACCGUCUGGGCUGAGCACCUUUCGGACGAGGUCAAGAGGCGCUUCUACAAGAACUGGUACAGGUCCAAGAAGAAGGCCUUCACCAAGUACGCCAAGAAGCACAGCGAGAACAACGGCCAGAGCGUGGCGAGGGAGCUCGAGCGGAUCCGCAAGUACUGCACCGUCGUUCGCGUCCUUGCCCACACCCAGAUCCGGAAGACGGGCCUGAAGCAGAAGAAGGCGCACCUGAUGGAGAUCCAGGUCAACGGAGGCUCUGUCUCGGACAAGGUUGACUUUGCCAAGGCUUCCUUCGAGAAGACCGUCGACGUCAACUCUGUCUUUGCGCAGAACGAGAACAUCGACGUCAUUGCUGUCACAAAGGGUCACGGUUACGAGGGUGUCACGGCCAGGUGGGGGACCAAGAAGCUGCCGAGGAAGACGCACAGGGGUCUCCGUAAGAUUGCCUGCAUUGGCGCCUGGCACCCGGCCAACGUCAUGUUCACCGUCGCCCGCUCGGGUCAAGACGGUUACCACCACCGGACGGAGCUCAACAAGAAGGUUUACCGGAUCGGCAACGGUGCCCAGGACACCUCGGGCAGCACCGACUUUGACACGACCAAGAAGACGAUCAACCCCAUGGGCGGCUGGCCCCACUACGGCAUUGUCAACAACGACUUUGUCAUGAUCCUCGGCUCGUGCCCCGGUGUCAAGAAGCGUGUUCUCACCCUCCGUCGCAGCCUCAAGGUCCACGCCAACCGCAAGGACCUCGAGCAGGUCAACCUCAAGUUCAUCGACACUUCGAGCAAGUUCGGCCACGGUAUCUACCAGACCGGCGAGGAGAGGACCGCCGCCGAGGGCGUUCGCAAGAUCAAGGUCACCCCCACGGCCUGAUUUUGAGCUUGAGCUUUCGUCAUCAUCUUCUCUUUGUAUGGUUUACUUGUUCACUUCUUUACACCCACCUCAAAAUCAUGACCCUCAUGGAUCCAUAAUCUCUUCUGGCGAGCGAUGCGAGCAAUGUGUGGAUAGUGAGUGAUAGGAGACGCAAAGUGAAAGUGGGCUCUCGCAGGAAGAGUUUGAAUUGCAGAAGGGGAUCAAUGUGAAAUGGGCUGCUCCAAGUGCAGUGAGAGAGAAGGAUUUGGGUGGAUGAAAUGGUAUAGGAUGAAUCGAGUGCAAGUGAAUGUGAAUGUAAUGAAGAG